AUGGGAUGUCUGCGCUUCCGGCAAUGUCUCUGUCUCUUGAAUAUCAUGUCGACAUCCUUGCAAAGCUUCGCAGACAUCCCAGUAAACCGCGAGGCAGUCCAGAAUCCAGCACCACCGCCGACUCUGGCCAGCUCCAUUUCCAGUUCCAGGCCCAGUCAUGCUGCCCACAAGCCCACCGCCCCAAUAAAACACUACACCAGCUUAAAGACGAUCCACGCCGCAGAGUAUCACCGAAAACAUGCGGAGCUCAGCAGGAGGCUUGGGUCGCCGAUUGUUGACCGCUGUGGGAACAAUGAUCCUGUUUAUCCAUCCCACUAUGAUGGAGAAGCGACGAUCGAGUUUGAUAAGAUGCAGGAUAUAGAGACUACGCACCGGCUUGUUACGGAUGGCCAUCUAGAUCACUAUGACGGCUACCAACGACUCAAGCAGAUUGAGACGCGAGCACAACGGUACACGAAAAAGAUCCGCGUCCUGGCUUUCGGACCUGCUUGCAUGGCAAUCAGCUUGUUCGCUUUUAACGCACAGCCUUGGGAUCUACUUCCGACCUUUAUUCUCGGAUGCGUGCUGGGAUGGAUGCAGCUGGUCGUGGCAACAAAGUCCAGGGCGUUUGCGGACCUGUUCCCUUUUCUCGUGGCCGUUUCCAUUACCGUUGCCUCCCUUAUCCUGGGCUCAGUGUUCCCGAAGUUUCACUGGACUGCCAUUGCUGAGGGUACCAUUGCGAUCGUCCUACCGUCCUACACCAUGUUAGUUGCAACUGGAGAGGUGUUGAAGGGCCAGAUCGUUCCUGGCAGCAGCCGUAUCGCCAGCGCAGUCUUCUACACCAUGAUGUUGAGUUUUGGUAUCGGCAGUGGCAGAGUGAUGUACGACCUUUGCAGCCAAACUCCUUCCAGUGCCAUCCCCGGGAGCAAUCUUGAUGUAUGGAGUGGCUUCCUACCGAUGAACAAAGUGACAACGGGCGCUGUAAACGUUUUGGCAAUAUCAGUGUUUACCAUCUUCAACUCCAUCAUACUUCAAGCACGCUGGACGCAACUGCCAGGCAUGGUUCUGGUGGCGUCGUCUUUUGUGCUGAUCAACCACUGGGUCAAUGUCGAAACUGGCAUGGAAGGCCCUGUCUUGAACAUGGUUGGAGCGUUCUUUUCAAGCCUUCUGGCACAGAACCUUGGGCCUUGGACAAGAGACAGGGUGAUUAUCUUGGUGACGCCAACGCUGUUUUUCUCGGUUCCGGGUGGUCUGCUGGCUAUAGACGGUGGGUAUGUGGACUUUUUAAGUGGCGGGAGUGUCUUGGUCGACCUUCGAACAAUAAUGGCCGUCUUAGAGGCCUCGGUCGGCAUCUGGGUCGGGUUGAGGUUGGCAUCGUUGUUGAACGAUGCCUGGCGAAGUCAAAGGAGAUGCCUAUGUGGAAGGAGAAUAUGA
Exophiala dermatitidis NIH/UT8656 is the source of this 1413-nucleotide messenger RNA. RefSeq lists its product as uncharacterized. The transcript has a single exon. The coding region runs from base 1 to 1413 and encodes 470 amino acids. The record is from RefSeq and is a predicted model, not a curated record. Gene Ontology annotation, biological process: transmembrane transport. Gene Ontology annotation, molecular function: transmembrane transporter activity. NCBI's taxonomy places the organism in Eukaryota, Fungi, Ascomycota, Eurotiomycetes, Chaetothyriales, Herpotrichiellaceae.